This is a messenger RNA of Chroicocephalus ridibundus (black-headed gull), 3928 nucleotides long. It is a transcript of the gene SELENOI, whose product is annotated as selenoprotein I. Gene Ontology annotation, biological process: phosphatidylethanolamine biosynthetic process. NCBI's taxonomy places the organism in Eukaryota, Metazoa, Chordata, Aves, Charadriiformes, Laridae. The record is from RefSeq and is a predicted model, not a curated record. Gene Ontology annotation, molecular function: ethanolaminephosphotransferase activity. The transcript has 10 exons. Gene Ontology annotation, cellular component: endoplasmic reticulum membrane; Golgi apparatus.
GUGGGCCGAUGCGGCGGCGGGAGGCGGGUUACGGCGGCCGGCGGGGGCCUGGGCGGGCGCGGAGCGACGGCACCGGCACCGGCACCGGCACCGGGCCGCCAUGGAGUACGUGACGGCCGAGCAGCUGGCCGGCUUCGGCAAGUACAAGUACAGUGCCGUGGACAGCAACCCCCUGUCUCUGUACGUCAUGCAUCCCUUCUGGAACACGAUAGUGAAGAUCUUCCCUACCUGGCUGGCCCCAAAUUUGAUAACGUUUUCUGGCUUCCUGCUGCUUGUCUUCAACUUCUUCCUCAUGGCAUACUUCGACCCUGACUUUUAUGCUUCUGCUCCUGAUCACCAGCACGUUCCAAACGGUGUGUGGGUCAUUGUGGGUCUCCUCAACUUCAUUGCCUAUACGUUAGAUGGCGUUGAUGGGAAGCAGGCUCGCCGGACCAACUCCAGCACGCCCCUGGGAGAGCUCUUUGAUCAUGGCCUGGACAGCUGGGCAUGCGUCUACUUUGUGGUGACGGUCUACUCCACCUUUGGACGGGGCUCCACGGGCGUCAGUGUCUUCGUUCUCUACCUCCUCUUGUGGGUGGUCUUGUUUUCAUUCAUCCUCUCCCACUGGGAGAAGUAUAACACGGGGAUCCUCUUCCUGCCCUGGGGAUAUGACAUCAGCCAGGUGACCAUUUCAAUUGUCUACAUAGUGACGGCCAUUGUGGGAGUUGAGGCCUGGUAUGCACCUUUCCUGUUUAAUUUCUUAUAUAGAGACCUAUUCACUGCAAUGAUUAUUGCUUGCGCUCUCACGGUGACGCUGCCCAUGAGCCUCUACAACUUCUACAAGGCCUAUAAAAAUAACACCUUGAAGCACCACUCUGUGUAUGAAAUCAUGCUGCCGCUGGUGUCCCCAGUGUUGCUCUUCCUGCUCUGCACCACGUGGAUCUUCGUGUCCCCGAUGGACAUCCUGGAGGUCCAUCCCAGGCUCUUCUAUUUCAUGGUUGGAACAGCCUUUGCUAACAUUUCUUGCCAACUGAUCGUCUGUCAGAUGAGCAGCACACGCUGCCAGCCUCUGAACUGGAUGCUGCUCCCCAUAGCAGCGGUGCUCUUCGUGGUGAUGUCCGGGUUGGUGCCCAGCAGCGAAACGCUUCUCCUCUACCUGUUAACUGCUUUCCUCACCCUGGCGCACAUCCACUACGGGGUGGUCGUGGUGAGCCAGCUGAGCAGGCACUUCAAUAUACGGCCCUUCUCGCUGAAGAAGCCCACGCCAGAUUGACUAGGAGUGGAGGAAGAGAAAAUCAGCUUGCGGUCUGCAGAAGUACUGUAAAUAACUGCUGCAAAUACCUGUAAAUACUUCGACCAUCACCACAGAUCUAAACCUAUCCUCUGGACAGACAUCAGGGCAAAGUACGCACGGUAUCCAGUGCAGCCAGGGCAUGACUGGUACGGGGCAGCCUCCGCUGCUCUUCUUCGAACGCAAGCUUUCGGUUUUGGGUGAAACUGGACAAGGAGGGUAGCCUUUCAGGUCACUGUUACUGUAUAUUAGACCAGCUGAAUGUUCCCAGUGAAACCUCAGACUCCAGCUCUUGCUGAGGUAAAGCCGGUUGGGGAUGCAAAUGGCUUUACCUGAGCAAAGCAUCUUGACCCGUCACCAAAAUCAACAUAACGGCUGAUUUCUGCAAGGUCAGGGGAACAUCCUGGUGGUCGCGGGGGGUUCCUGUCUGUCCCUAAUCCUGCUAGACAGCCCUCAUCCUGGGCUGGUACGUAGGGAGCAGAUGGUGACAGUUCUCCCACAUUGUGUCCUGCCUUCCUGCAGUCACUUAUUUAGGUAAAUACUUGGCACCUUUCUUUUUUUAAGAGGGGAAAAAAAGAACAACACACAAAACUUCUAGUAAUAUUCUAUAUGGGAGGGGGCUUUGAAAAUCAGGACUCGACUUCCCGUAAAAGUGGGAAGGCGGCUUCUGCCUCCCCUGCUCGAGCUGGGAGUGCCUGGGACCACAUCUCGGCCGCGUUCCUGGCUGUCCAUGAGCGUUCCCUGCCUGAGAGCGGGCUCUGGGCUCCGAUGGGCGGCAGAGAGCGGCUGUCCCCGGCCUGGCUCGCUGCCCCCUCUCCCCACCAGUACGAACUCGCUGUUUGGGGCUGGGUCGCUGCGUGCUGCCUGCGCCUCUCCUCGUGUGGCAGCGCGGCCGGGCCGGGGCUGCUCAUCGCCCUCCCCACCAGACCAUCGGCAAAUCCACCGCGUAGAGAAGCACCUCAGUAAGUGUUGUGCCGGGCGCGUGCGCGCUUUCAGAGAGCUCACGGGCGUUUGUGUGGCGGGGUCCUUCCCAAAUACCACUUCAUUUUCAAAACCGUUGUCCCCAGCGGCUGCAUCUCUCAUCCAGGGAUAUAUUUGUUUACUGUCCAUUUGUAAAAGACAUGAUUGCAUUGAUUAUUUUGGUUUGUUUUUGUUUUUUUUUUUUUUUUUUUUUUUAAAACUUGUCUUCGUAAUUGAGUUAGAGUGGGGUGGUGAAGACUGAAUGCUGAUUUUCUUUUCUGUUCGCUUUAUUUAAUGAAGACCUGUGCUUGAAUGAAGAGUGUAGCUUAAACCCAGGCUCUGGAAAGGCUGCAUCCGGAAGCGAACAAGCGCAGCAGAUUGUGCAUAUGUAAUUACCAUGGGAACAAAGUCGCUUACACACUGAUUAUUGUGCAACGUGGUUUGUAGACGCUCGGUCACCGCGUUUUCCUUCGGCAGGUGAAGACUCCGCCUGCUUUAGGAAACAUUCGAUGUAUAACUACUAUUUAAUGCUUUUUUUUUUUUUUUGGUUUUCUUUUGUAAAUUUGAAUCAUUGUCACGCGGACUUGAAAUCCUGAGGCAAGCUGACGCGUGCGGGGGUGACGGCAGGGCUGUAUGGUCACGGUACGCCCUGCGAGGAGCGAGCUGGGGCCAUCCUCUGGGCUGGGCAUCUGCGUGCUCCUGUGUCCGUACGGCUGCCACAUCUCCGGAAGGGCGGCUGAGCCGGGAGAAGGGGGCAAAUAAUUUUCAGAGUUUAUUUAAUAAAGUAGCUUACUCCUAUAUCAUUUUACUGAUGAUGUACAGAAAACAAACCCCAAACAACAAAACCAAACCCGAGGCGUACGAAUGAAUUGGGCUGCGCUUGAAUUUUCGACUCUGGCUAUUUAAUGAAAUGUAAUAAUUAUGAAGGGAGAGUAAACUGAAGUCACGCUUGCACAAGAAUUACAGGGAAUCUUAAAACGGGACGCAACACUUAUCCAGGGGACGUCUUCGGGUAGCAAAAUUGUGCUGUCAGCAGUGACGAAGGGCGGAGGUUGGAUGAUUGUUUACGUUCUAGUUCCGUGUUUGCGGGACCAGGGAAUGGCUGAGCUCCGGGGUCCCCAGCCUGGCGCUUGUCCCCUCUCCUCCCAGCAGCGUUGCUGGGCCAGUGCUAACGCUGUGAGAAGCUGUCUGAUCCUAAACCUUAGGAUGUCACCUUGUCUCCGUGAUACGCCGUUUGUCUGUCGUCUCACCUAGCCGUGAGCUGGUGCUUUUGCAGCGCGUAAAAGACCCUGGAAGACCCCUGUGUGGAGCUACAAGCGGGUGGGAGCCAGGUUUCCUCUCGGAUCCUGCAAGCACUUGUGCUGUAGGAGAAAGAUCUCUCUUAAAAAAAAAAAACAAAAAACAACCAAACAAAAACCAAGCCUGGAACUGCUUCCUAUCUGCACAGGCUUUAUCUUUGGAGAGUCCUGGAUUUUUUUGGUGCCUUAAUUUAUUGCACCUUGAAGCUAGAAAAAUAUCUCCUUAACUGGGCGCUGGGAAACAGGCUCGUGGCGGAGGGAGGAGGGAGCGGGGCUGGGCUCGGUGCACACGCAGGACACUUGAACUGAAAGACCAAACCGUGGGGCAUGCAGAGAAACAAGCUAUUUAUUGACAACAAUGGUUUUAAGUCUGAAGAAUAAACGUAUUCCUCCCUCGCUA